AUGAAAAGCCCCCCACAGAAGGGAAGCGUUCAACAUGUAACAGGUUUCGACUUGCCUGUGUCCACCAAAUGGAGGCUGCAAGCACCAGCCCUGCAGUUUUAUACCUCCCACCUCCCAGGCAAAGUUGCUAGUGUGCUCACGAAGAAGCCCAAGCUGACUGCUGCUCUCGCUGAAAGGAAAAGCCUGUCCAACAUGAAAUUGCUCUUUGGACUUAUUUUGGUUUUGGUAUCAAUAAAGCUUUCCAGGUUCCAGUGUGUCCUUGAAAAGGAGUACUUCUGCUCUUCCAUUCCAAAUGGUUUCCCAGAAGGGUUGACCUCCAUUCUCUUUGUGGUGACCAACAUCGGGAUUCUCAACUCCACGGUCUUCAGUAGCCCCAGCUUGGCAUCAGUGUCCAGCCUCGCCCUAGCAAACAGCGGCAUAACGAAAAUCAAACCGGGAGCAUUCAGCAUUUUCCAAAACCUCCGCAAACUAAGUUUAUACCAGAACAGUGUGACUGAGGUUACAGCCUCCUGGCUUUCCAACCCUGGGCAUCUAGAAAACCUGACAGUGGCUCAGAACCUCAUUGCCAGUAUAGGACCAAAGGACUUUUCAGGGUUUUCCAACCUUACAUCGCUGAACUUAGCAAACAAUCAGAUCUAUCAGAUAUCUAGCAAGAGUUUUAAGGACCUGACCAAACUAACGCUGCUUGACCUGUCUGGCAAUAAGUUAACAACUUUAGCAAGAGAUGUAUUUGAUGGGCUGAUGCUCCCAGUGUUGAAGCUUGGUGGAAAUCCAUGGAACUGCUCCUGUCAACUUCAGGAUUUUGGAUUAUUCCUGCAAGAGUUGAUCAACGCGUCACUGCUUGAAGAUGCUGCCUCUGUCAUUUGCCGAAGUCCACCAAACCUAGAAGGGAUUCCUGUCUGGAACAUCUCUGACUUGAACUGCCUGCCAGACUUCUUUUCAUCAGCCUUUGAGAACAGCUUCCAUAAAGUUGGACUACCAGCUUUGCUGGUAUGUUUAGUGUUGAUUUCGUUCAUUCUGAUGCUGCUUUUGAUCUGGAUGGUGAAACGCAGUAAUCAACAAAUCCAGCCAAGCAAAGAAGCGACUGAUCUAACCACCAAUGGUCAGCCAUCUGACUGUGUUGAUUCCAUGGCUGAACACAGACUGACUGAUGGAAAGAUCAGAAUCACAGAGACAGGGGUGAUGUCUCACUCUAGGUUGGUGAGAGUUCGUGCCAAGUCUGCCUCAGCCAUAUUGUUGCAGGCAGAGUUCUGCCCCAGACCGUGUCAGGCCACCAAUCUGGCUGAUGAAAAGCAAGGGCAUCUCACAACUCCCUUCACACUGUUAAAUGAAAAAAUGCACGUGAGAAGUGAGGACCUGUGCAACUUUAUGGAACUGUGGUAUUACCACAAGCUAGAAACAGACAACAGAAAGGAAUUUCAGAGGCAUUGCAAUGUGAGCUCAUUCCCGACUGAAGUAUAUAUAGAAACUCCAGAUAUGAAAGUUACUUCAGAAGUGGCAACAAAAAGUUUGCAGGAAAAUUGUAUUUUGGGAGCAUCUGAGAAUGAUGAUAGUAAAGGCUGUGACAGUGUUGAAAAUCCCGAACCCUUCUUAUAUUUAAGUGUUGCUACGACAACAGUUGAAGAGCAAAUUGAUGCCCCACCUAAAAAAGAUGUGGUUAUAAAAGCAGGUGGAAACUGCUCAGUUUCUUUGAAGCGCGCUUUGACAUGGCCUUAUGAGAUAAAAUGUUUGGGGCAGAGGUCUAAUGUGUUAAGUAUUAGAGAAUCAUUUAAAGGACAGUUCCUCCUGCCUACUCUCAACCUUGAAGAGAAACUGGAUGUUGGGAGUUCAGAAUUUCAGGAAGAGUGGCUAGAGGUUCAUCCCAGGAAGGCAUGUCAGCCAUUCGAUAAGGGUCAGCUUGAAUUAAACCAAGAGGCAAAUCUAGCCAAGGAAACAGAGUUUCCAUAUCAGCAAGAAUCAAGGGCCGAAAUUGCCUUAGAGCCAACAGAUGUUGGAAAAUCUGAAUUCACUGUAGAUCUACAAAGACAGCAUGAUCUGAGCACAUGCCCCAAAGAGGGUGAUCACAUAGUCAGUGGCAGAACUGAAUUAAAGACAGAGGUAAAACAAGCUAACCAACCCGAGUUUUCACUUCAGCCAGAAUCAAAUGCAGCAGUUGCCUCACAGUCUGGACUCAAAACAAUGAGGGGCCCCACAGCUGUGAAAAGGAAACAGUCAUCUAAACCAGUAUCUGCUCAAUCUAAAGUCCGCCAGGAAAGUCAUCCCUCUCCGCUCUCAUCAGCUGAUGUUGCUUCCACUAGUCUGCCCCGGUAUGAUGAGAUCUCACUUGAAAACGACGAGUAUAACUAUGCCAGCCUCCUGCAUGAAGUUGUGGAGAAUCGUGGGAGGUGGACCAGGGAAAGAUGGAGACAGACCCACAGGAAACGUUCAGUGAAUCAGCCCCCAACCAAAUCCAAGUAGAUCACAUCAGACUCCAGUUUAAUGCUUUGUACAUUCAUCUUUGCAGUAAAAAGAGAGAGGGGAGUUGUAUCUAUCUAAGUUCUACUGAGAGUAAACCUACUGGAAUUAAUAUUCGUUAGCCAUAAUCAUUAAUUUCAAAUCGGUCUAGAACUAAUGUUGGAUACAAUUAUAUCAAUCAAUCAAUCAAUCAAUCAAUCAAUCAAUAUAAUCUGCAUAGCAAGAAGAUGAAUAUGACCAUUGGGGUCCCUUCCAACUGUACAAUUCUAUGAUUCAAUGACAUAUAUAUAUAUAUAUAUAUAUAUAUAUAUAUAUAUAUAUGAGAAACAGGAUUAGUGGACAGUGUUGAUCUGGCACUGGUAAAAGAGGAUGCUUCCUGUGGUUUCAUGGAAAAGAGGGCUUCGGAAGCUACACACAAUUCCUCACAAUGCCAUUCUAGAAUAUCUUGGAGGCAUUCUGCAAGCCAUGUUCUUGAUGGUGAGACGUCCUAUGCUGAGCACCUUCAAUGCAACUUUCAUGAUGUUUCUUGUGAUGUGGCUUUUUGGCAGGCUCAAUUUUUCAUCAUGCAUCCUUCCAAAAUUACCCUCAGAAUGGACAGUGAGGUUUGGCCAACCUCAACAUUACUAAAAUAAGUUUUAUGGGGCAUGCUAGACUUCCCCCUUGGUGUGUUGAAUGUGGUUGGUGUUCCUGCCUGCCCCUUGCAAUGGCCAUCAGUGGGGGUUUGGCAGGGGGAGGGCUUGCAGACAAGGCACUGUGACUAGACUCCUCUGAACAGCGGAGUCUGUGUUUGUGAGAUCAGCACAGUGGUGGGUAUCUGCUAAUUCAAAUCACUCAUGCAAAUCUGAGCUAUGUACCUAAUAUAAUAUCCUCUUGGAUAUUGAACUUAGUUAAUGUUAUGCCCAGUGCUGCUAUCAAUGGCAGUUUCUCUCCAAGCGCUUCUGGAGUGAGAAAGCAUUUCACCAGGGCUGCAGCAUGGUAGGUGGUGGUGCAAAUGGUUAACUCCCUCCCCCUGAGUACUGGGGUCCAGGUCCUGAUAGUCUUUCCUUCAAGGCUCCUAUUUAAGUUUUAAAAAACAGGUACAUGAAACAGUUAUGUGAUUAAUUCCUGAAGUUUAUAUCCCCAAACCAGGAAAUACAGGGUUUAGCAGAGGUUGUUGGGUGUGUGUUUUUUUUAAGUUGACUAUUGGAAACAUAAA
This is a messenger RNA of Podarcis muralis (Common wall lizard), 3649 nucleotides long. RefSeq lists its product as uncharacterized. The record is from RefSeq and is a predicted model, not a curated record. NCBI's taxonomy places the organism in Eukaryota, Metazoa, Chordata, Lepidosauria, Squamata, Lacertidae. Gene Ontology annotation, molecular function: protein binding. Gene Ontology annotation, cellular component: extracellular matrix.